AUGGAGAAGCUAAAGAAACAACAGAAUGAAAUCAUGAGAAAACGUCAGAGACAGAGAGAUGGACACAAGGAUCCUCUGCUAACGGCGAACAGUAAGCUUCAGGAAGAGAUCACAGAGCAGAUUCGAGCUCUAAGGAGAGCUGCUGAAGAACCAUUGGAUGUGAAAAAAUAUCAGAAGCCAGAAAUCAAGGUGGAAUCUAAAGGAGAUGCCCAUAGUACUAAUAAACAAUCGUCAUCAAGUUCUAUAAAUUAUAAGUUUGUGGACCAUCGUUCUCACUGGUGUAGAUGUUGUAAUGUUGUUUCUAAUAAUAUACUGAUGAUGUGUAAACAUUUAAAAUCUAGAUCACAUCAACAGAAAGUAGAUCCCUAUGACAGACCCUGGACUAUUCACAGCAUGAAGAAGAACUCAGAAAGUAACAGUAAAGGCCCAGUCACAAAUUUACCACUUUCAGGUACAGAGUUUGUGAUGAGUGUUGAUGCAUUCUACUGUUCACUGUGUAACGAGUAUAUGGGAGAUAUACCAUCAGCUGAAGCUCAUUUAAACGAUAUUUCACAUUUUAAUACGUAUAAGGCUUACUUGGCUAAAAACCCAUUCUACGAGAAACGGUAUAUCCUGGAAAAGACGGCCAAACUCUCUAUAAAGAAGGAAGAAAGAGACCAAGAGCAGAAGAAG
Messenger RNA from Lottia gigantea (owl limpet), 672 nucleotides. RefSeq lists its product as hypothetical. NCBI's taxonomy places the organism in Eukaryota, Metazoa, Mollusca, Gastropoda, Lottiidae. Gene Ontology annotation, biological process: positive regulation of DNA-templated transcription; negative regulation of DNA-templated transcription. Gene Ontology annotation, molecular function: nucleic acid binding; zinc ion binding. The record is from RefSeq and is a predicted model, not a curated record. The annotation marks the transcript as partial. Gene Ontology annotation, cellular component: nucleoplasm. The transcript is spliced from 5 exons.